AUGUCUGGCGGAACACCCGUUGGGUGUAAAAGUAUGAGGCAGAGGCAUAGUCAAGGAUAUGCCUCAAGUGGUGAUGACCUUGAAGAUGAUGCAUGUUCAAGGGCAAUGUCUCAACCUUUUUCAUUGCCAAGAACUCGGACAUGGGUUGAAAUUUUGGAAAAUUUUCUCUGGAUUGCUUCUGCUGUUUUUAUCGUUUAUUAUGGGGACAGGAACUCCAAUUUCAUAUACCUCCUGUUGCACGAUCAUCGGAUUAGAAGGAUACCAUUGUAUAUGGGGAUGCUCGGUGUCAGUUUGAAUGUUCUCUUUUUUGUGUAUAUGAGUUUGCUAGCUUGGGGAGUCCGAAAGUCCAGUGAGAAGUGGGAAGUAUCAAGUACAGCUGCACUGCCAUUUAUCACUUUUCUUGGGCUUCUGUCCUUCUGCUUGUUGUCUUUUGCUUUAUGGCCAAUUUGGAAUUUCUUGACAUUGCCCCUCGUGUUCACUCUAUUCAUGGCUUACAUGGUCAUUGUACCGUAUUUGGUUCUGGGAAAUUUUAAGCCACAAACGGAUUUACUUCGUACAGAUUAG
Molecule: messenger RNA, 564 nt
Organism: Fraxinus pennsylvanica
Lineage: Eukaryota; Viridiplantae; Streptophyta; Magnoliopsida; Lamiales; Oleaceae
Source: the annotation of a GenBank genome assembly